CGGCCUCCUGGCGGCGGGCCCGCGGCGGCCCGGGCCCGGCGCCGCGGUCCGGGGGCCCGCCGGGGCCCGGGCGCUGCCGCGGAGCGCCGUGGAGGAGAUGGCGAGGGCCGUGGAGGGCUACGCGGAGGGCAAGCGGGAGCGGGAGCGGCAGCUGCAGAGGUCUGCCCGCGUGUGGCGGCGCGAGGGGAAGGACUGGGAGGCGCCUCCAGACCUCGCCAACGGGGAGCCGAUCGUCAAGAAUCUGCGGCACGGCAACAACAUCCUCACCCUCGAGGCCUCGGAGUUCCCGCCCUACCGGGACGUGCGGCCGGAGCAUGUGGGCAGGGCCAUGGACCAUGCGAGCCACUCCUCAGGGAUGGAACUGGUGGCGGUGUUGGACAACUUCGGGGUCGUCAAUCGUGAUACCAAAGAUUGGGUGGAGCCCUAUUUCCUUCUGGAUCGGCUCGAGAUGAUGCAGGACAAGAUAGAGAGAGCCUACAGGGCAGCAACGUUCCUGAAGGACUACGUCGACAAUUCUCCGAAGAUGGUGAGGGCAUGGAAGCACGCUGUGCGUGUGAGGAACGAGUGUUUGCGACGGUUGCGGCGCAACCAUGCGCUGAUGCCUCACUUCAAGCGGUUCGCGCAGUGGUCACAAGACGAGGCCGAGCGCCGUGCUGGUGCCGCCCACAUGAUACUGUGCUCGAGCUGGAUGGUGUGAAUUUGGACGAGUGGGGCUGGGCACGGAAUAACGCGGACGAGUUCGUACAGGCAAUGAGUUGCAGACAAAAUUUCAUGGACAUAGCUCUCGAAUGGGAGGAUCUCGUGCGCAUCGAGACUGACAAGAGGGCCUUCCUGGUCAGAGAUGUCAACGAUAUCGCAGGGCUCCCUCAGUUCCUGCGGGAAGACAUGUCCAAUGCUGCCGUGCACCGUGGCUACCCCGCGUCCACUCCAGAGACGGGUCCUUGGUUGGUGAUGCAUGUUCCGGCUAUGGUCGAGCCCAUUCUGAGGCACGCCACCCAACGCAAAUUCCGAGACUUCGUCUAUUCCACUCACGCUCGCAUUGGGUACACUGGGGGCACCGGCGACGGCGACACCACGGAGAUGCUGGACAAGCUGCUGGGGGAGCGCCUGAAGUACGCCAACUUGCUUGGCUUCCCGACGUACGCGGACUUGGCGUUCACGCUGAAGAUGGGCACCAAGCAGCAGGUCUACGCGUUCCUGGGCAGGCUGCGCCGCGAGAGCCUCCCUGUGGCCCGGAGGCAGCUCGCCGAGCUGCAGCAGUUCGCCACCUCCCAGGGCGCCGGGCACCAGCUGGAGCACUUCGACCUCGAGUACUGGCGCGAGCGGCUGCUCGAGAGCAGGCUCGGGCUGAGCGAGGGCUACCUGCGGGACUUCUUCCAGCUGCCGACGGUGCUCGACGGCCUCUUCGGGCUGCUGCGGCGCCUCUUCGGCGUGCGGUUCGUGAGGGAGGAGGCGCCGGCUGAGUCCAAGUGGGACCCGCACGUGAUCUUCUACCGGCUAGUGGACGAGGACAGUGGAGUGGUCAUGAGCUCGCUUUUCAUUGAUCCCUACAGCAGGAGGUGGCGCAAGAAGCCGGGGUUUGCCGUCGAGCCUAUACAGCACCGCUCCACCAUCACCCCCCUAGCGGACAACUUCACCGAGGCCGGCGCUCGGAAGGCGGCUGUGACCAUAGUGUGCGACUUCCUCCCUCCUCGCCAAGAAGGCGACGUUGCUCUCCUCACGCACAGAGAUGUUGCCAAGCUCUUCCACACGAUGGGAGGCGCUUUGAGGACCUUGCUGACUAACACGACGACCGGCCUAAUGGCUGACGAUACAUACCUGGAGCUCGACGCACAGUCGAUGCCGGCUCAUUUCUUGGAGAGGUGGGCGUUCGACAAGACCACAUUGCGCAGCAUGUCCAGUCAUGUCGAGACAGGCGAUUCACUUCCGGAGCCAGCAAUCGAUGCGAUCGUCUCUUCGCGGAGUUUCCAUCGCACGAUCAGCAUGUUGCGCCGGGUCUUUCAGGCACAGGUCGAUUUGGACUUGCACGCGCAGUACGAUCCCAACGGAGAGAUGACGACGCAGGACGUUGCCAAGCUGAUCGAGGCCGAGUUCUCGGUGAUCCCCCCGCGCACCCGGGACCACGAGCUCAACAGCUGGCCGCUGCACGCGGAGCGCGGCUGUGGGCUCUACUCGGACCUGUGGUCCGAGGCCCUGGCGGCAGACGCCUUCGCCGUCUUCGAGGCGAGCGGCCUGGAGGACGCAGAGGCCGUCGGGGGCCUCGGGCGGAGGUUCCGCGGCUGCAUCCUGGCGCCCGCGGCGGGGCGGAGCCCGGCGGGCGGGCUGCAGGAGUUCCUGGGGCGUCCGCUCUCGCUGGCCACCUUCCUGCGGGCCCACGGCGUCGCGCCGGGGCGGGCGGGCGCCUCGGGCGAGGGGCCCGCCGCGGGCUUCGACGACUACGAGGACAUCUACGAGGACGACGCGGACUUCGUGGAGCUCGAGGCGUACGACGAGCCCGAGGAGGACGGCGAUUCCGCUGAGCGCGAGGACGACGUGGAGGCGGACGUGCCCGAUGCCACCGGGUGAGGCGGGCGUGCGGAAGGGAUGCUCGUGGUGUGGCGUGGAGAGGUCGACAAAAGGCGCGUGUAUCGCACGCGUCUGGCAGGCAUGACAUGCUCACGCAUC
Messenger RNA from Prorocentrum cordatum, 2664 nucleotides. The record is from the annotation of a GenBank genome assembly. NCBI's taxonomy places the organism in Eukaryota, Dinophyceae, Prorocentrales, Prorocentraceae.